This is a messenger RNA of Drosophila obscura, 5410 nucleotides long. RefSeq lists its product as uncharacterized. Lineage: Eukaryota; Metazoa; Arthropoda; Insecta; Diptera; Drosophilidae. Gene Ontology annotation, cellular component: transcription regulator complex; cytoplasm; nucleus. The transcript has 10 exons. Gene Ontology annotation, molecular function: RNA polymerase II cis-regulatory region sequence-specific DNA binding; protein dimerization activity; DNA-binding transcription factor activity, RNA polymerase II-specific. Bases 902 to 4009 code for a protein of 1035 amino acids. The record is from RefSeq and is a predicted model, not a curated record. Gene Ontology annotation, biological process: regulation of transcription by RNA polymerase II.
AAAAAAAGCAGCUACACGUUAAAAAUGUAACUGAAAACCUACUCCCAAUUCCCGUCCGCCAAAAAUAUACUACAGAGUGUAAUGCAGGAAAAUGGACAAAAUUCCACUUCCAAUGACCAGAAAACUAGCAAAUUGAAAAUGUAUUCACAGCAAACCUAGUUAACUGAAAUACUGUAACCAGUGGAGUGGACAAUGAAUGCACCACCAGUAAACAGCAACCAAAAAACGCCGAAAAGGGGAAAGUACCAGAAGAGACAAUACAACAAACAAACAAAAUACUUAAAGUAUAAUUCUGCCAGUUACUGUUUUUCUGUUGUUGUUCAUUUUUUUUUUUUCAAAAUUUUGAAAAAUUAAAAUGCACGCAAAUUUAAGUACAAAGAACCAAAAAUAGGGACAGCAAGAAAAACCGACUUAAUAAAACGUACAGCAAGUGUGCCCGAAAAGAUAACAACCGUAAUUGCAACUGCACAACAGAGCUAUCAGUACAACAACAAAGUAAUACAAAAUAUAUAAAUUGCUAAUACCACCCACCCCCCCCACCGCCCUCCCAACACCCCCUGCCACUGACGCUAGCAGGCAAACCACUCCUGGCCGCGCCACUUCACUCCGAAAUCCCCCCACUGGAGGCAGACAGAGCGAGACGGACAGUCUUGUCUGCCCACCAGAGACAGCGAAAAGGAGCGGAGCGGAGCGGAGCGGGGGCAGAGGCAGUGCGCCAUCGAAAUAAACAAACCACACGGACAGAGCGCGCGAGAGAUUGAGCGGGAGGAGAAAGCUUGCAGCCCCAAAAACACAGCAGAGCAGAGCACAGCAGAGAGAGAGCAGAGUGAGAGCAGGAAAAAGCUUUCGAACGCUCGCUUCAUGCAGAACACGAAGAAACAGCGCAAAAUAUCUGGUGAAAAUGGAGGGGACGAGCCGGAGCAGAAACUCCACCACGAGUCAGAGUCAGGACGUGGAAGAUCUCAAGCAAGACAUUCCCUACUUUGACGAGCCACCAGCGCCGACAACGCGAGCUGGUUCCACGCGCGGAACUGUUAGCAGAACUGAUUUUGGAACUGAAAGCGGCAUUGGCAGCGGAGCUGGCUCCGUCUUUGACACCGACCUCCUCUCGCUGGGCAAAACCGAUUGUAACCUGGCCGAAUACGAUCCCAGCGCCAUUGACUGGGAUCCCGACACAGAUGCCGGCGAUGCGGAGCCUGAUCCAGCUGCAGCUCCAGCUCCGGAACUGGAGGACGACAGCUAUCCGGACGAGAACGACAGCUCGGUGCUGGGCUCCGACUACGGGGCGAGCGGCAGCGGGAGUGCAGCGAACAGCUACUUCCAGUCGCCAACGCCUUCCAACUGCGAACUGAUGCUGCGUCCGCCAUCGAGUUCAGUGUACCACUUCAACUACCGAUCGCCGGCCAGUCCAGUGUCCGGAAUGGGAAUGCCGGGUACCCCUGGAGGAUCGCCGGCGGGCUCGAGCUCAAGCGGGGGCGGCCGCCGGCAUCCCUAUGCACAUUCCCCGGGCCUGUCGCACGGUCCGCACGGAGCGGCCUCGCCUAGCUUCUAUCCGAAUAUGUGGUAUCCGAAUUCGCCGUACAGCUCAUCCGGAGCGGGAUCUGGAGUCAGAGCCGCCGUUGGUCGCUAUGGCGGCUACGGCCCGGCUGCAGAUGGCAGUUCCGCAACGGGAACGGGAACGGGACCAGGACCCGGAUCCUUUGGCGCUCAUACGACACACCUGCAUCCGCUGCAUCAUCAGUAUCCACAUAUGCCAGCGCCGCAUCCGCACCAGCAUCCGCACCAGCACCCGCACCCGCACUCGCACCACCAUCCGCAGCACCAGCACCAGCAUUUGCAUCAACAUCCACACCCGCAUCCACACGAGACCAUGAUGGAGAUGUUCCAGCUGUCAAAUAGCGGCCGGGAGGCACGCAACCGGGCCGAAAAGAACCGCCGCGACAAACUCAAUGGCUCAAUUCAGGAGCUCUCCACGAUGGUACCCCAUGUGGCAGAGUCCCCGAGACGUGUGGACAAGACAGCCGUGCUGCGCUUUGCUGCCCACGGACUGCGGCUGAAGCACGCCUUCGGCAGGACGUUACAGCAUCAGCGGCCCCAGAUCACGGAUACCCUGAUGAGCAUGCUGGACAGCUUCUUCCUUACCGUUACCUGCCAUGGCCACAUACUGCUGAUCUCGUCGAGCAUCGAGCAGCACCUGGGGCAUUGUCAGACGGACCUGUACGGCCAGAGCAUCAUGCAGAUUACCCAUCCUGAGGACCAGAACAUGCUCAAACAGCAGUUGAUCCCCACAGAGCUGGAGAAUCUCUUCGAUGUUCACGCCGCAGACUCGGAAGCGGAUGGAGAGCCGCGAUUGCGCAGCAAGUCCGAGGAGGACUACAUCGAUCGCAAACUGCGCGAGGACAGGCGCAGCUUUCGCGUGCGAUUGGCUCGUGCGGGGCCCCGUUCGGAGCCCACAGCCUAUGAGGUGGUGAAGAUCGAUGGCUGCUUCCGACGGAGCGAUGAUGCGCCUCGUGGUGUGCGCUCGAGUACCUUCAGCUCGAGCUUGCAGCUGAUUCGGAGGACGCGAGGUCGUGACGAUGUCAUUCCGCUGCACACGAUCAGCGGCAACGACAUUGUUCUGACUGCCUGUGCUCGGAUCAUCCGUCCGCCGAAGAUAGCCAGCCGGCUGAUCGAUGCCAAUUCGCUGGAGUAUCGCACUCGCCACCUGAUAGACGGACGAAUCAUCGACUGCGAUCAGCGAAUCGGCAUUGUAGCGGGCUAUAUGACAGACGAGGUGCGCAACCUGAGUCCCUUCACCUUCAUGCACAAUGACGACGUACGCUGGGUGAUCGUGGCCCUGAGACAGAUGUACGACUGUAACAGCUCGUAUGGUGAGUCCACGUACCGUCUGUUCACCCGGAAUGGCAACAUCAUUUACCUGCAGUCCAAGGGUUACCUGGAGAUCGACAAGGAGACCAACAAGGUGCAUUCGUUCGUCUGCGUCAACACAUUGCUGGACGAUGAGGAAGGCAAGCGGCGCGUUCAGGAGAUGAAGAAGAAGUUUUCGGUGAUCAUCAACACGCAGAUUCCGCAGUCCACCAUCGAUGUGCCCGCCUCUGAGCAUCCGGCGCUGCUGGAGAAGGCCGUACUGCGACUCAUCCAGAAUUUGCAGAAGUCCAACGAGGACCCGUCUCAGCUGAAUGGCGACGACGACGAUGAGGAUGAGGAGGACGACGACGACGAAGACGAUGACGAAGAUGAUGGCGGUCGCAGCAUUUUCGAGUUCGGUGACUCCUAUCCGCAACAGCAGCAGCAUCAGCAUCAUUCGCGUCCGCAUCACAGCUCCUUCCUGGGCCACGCCUCAGUUUUGUUGGAAUCUCGCCACGGUCAAGGCAGCUCCAAGACCCCACCUUUGGCUCUGGUUCCGCCAGAAGCUGCCUCCGUAAAGUCCUCAAUUUCAAAGAGCAUCAGCGUGGUCAAUGUGACGGCAGCUAAGCAUCUGCGUGGCGUUCAAAGCUCGGCAGUAAAGUCACCAAGCUCCCUUCCAGAAUGCACCUGCCACGUACGUGGCGACUCCCUCUCCCAAUGCAAUCUCUGCCAGAUGCAGCUCACACCCGACCCGAAUCCACUGGGAACCUCCCAGAAGAGGAGCAGCUCAGCCCUACCGGAACAGGAGGAUGUUAAGAUGGCAAAGCGUCGCUUUAUGCCCAGCACAGAAAUCGAGCAUGUGCUGAACACGUCCCUGGACCAGAUUGGACGCAAGCUGUCCCAUCAGCUGAAUGUAGCCAGAAAUCUACGGGACCAGGGCAAUCGAUACGAGCUGCCUCAUGCGAAUCAGCGUUUCGAUGAGAUCAUGCAGGAGCAUCAGAAGCAAAGUGAACUGUUUGUGAACAUCAAGAGCGAGUACGAGGUGCAGCUACAGAACAAGGCCAGCAAUGCCAGUGCAACUAAGAAUUCGGAUUCCGAGCCACACAGACAGGAUCAGGAACAGGAACAGGAUCAAGGUCAGGAUCAAGCGAGGCCGUCUUAAACAGACAGAUAGACAGACAGGCUGGCGCUGGCAGACAGGAGGACAAAGACAAAGACAGAGGAGAGGAGAGCGGAGAGAGGAGGAUCGGCUCUCGACUGAAGAGAAGGGUUUCAUCGAUGAUGUGAUAACACUGUCUUGGCAGCAAGCUCAACAAAAUGAUGGAGCAAACACAUAGUUUUAAUCUAGUUGGAAGCAUCAAACACUACUGAACCCAUCCAUGAGUGAUCAUGAGACAACGUGCAUACAAUACUUUUCAAAUGCCUGCCGGCCACACACGCCCUCCUCCCCUGCCCACUUGGCCCCACAGCCCCCACAGCCCUACACAGGCAGGCAUACAUACUUGUUUGUUUGUUCGUUGUUUUAACCGUUAUAUACCAUGUAGAUGUUAGUCACACAGAUGUGUAGAGCUAGUGUUGGUUAACUUCAAAUUUAGAGUCGCACACCGAAGAGUGCUGGAAAGUGGAUGUGAAGGAUUAACAAUUAUUAGUCUAAAUCGGAAUAUAAUUAAACUAUAUAUAUAUAUAUAUAUAUAAUUAUAUACGUAUGUACCAUACAUUAUGCAUGUUGCAGCAUGUGCAUAACCAAAACUAAACGUGAUAAAAGACUGUUACCAACUACAUACAUACAUACAUAUGUACAUAGAUACAAACAUACCUACAUGCAUAACUAUACAACACUAAAAUGUAAACAAAUUUCUGUAAAACUAUAUAUGUAUGUACAUAUGUACAUUCACACACACACACACACACAUGUGUACGUAUAUGGCGUAGCUAAACUAAAUUUACUGUACGAAAAUUUUUUAUAGAUGUUUAAUGUUGCUAGGCUAUAAGAGUAUCCGGAAUCGGAAUUCGGUUCCGAUUCCCCCUCCUCACAGAAUCGAUCUGUAAAGUAUAGAAUGAUUUUGGCAGGCACAUUCGUUGAAAGUGAGCCAAGUAAAAUUAGCAAACAGUAAAUACAUAUGCAUAUAUGUAUAUUGUACAUACAUUCAUACAUACAUAUAUUGUACGAUGAAAACUAGAAAUACAAAAAGAAGAUAAAUCGAUGAGGGAAAAUAAUUAUGAGAAAUAUGUUAAAUGUUUGUUAUGCAUUUGUUUUUUUUUAUCUAAAUUAAUAUUAAAAUAGUGUAUUAGAGAAUAAACUUGUGUACCUAUAUACAAAACCAUGAAAUUACAAGCACGCCAUCCAGGAGAAUCAAAAUGGGAAAACCACUUGAAUUUAAAUUCAAAUAGAAACGGUUAAAGGUGCGCGCGUCUAUUCAGAACAAGGCGGCAAAAAAGAGUGCUGCAAAGCACUUUGAAGAAGAUUCACAUCCAGUAAAAAAUAUUUUAAAAUGGAAUGUUCUUGCAAAAGUCUAGGAUUUUAACUGCAUAUUAAUAAUGGACCCGAUAAUAAAACUAAUUC